GUGUGUGUGUGUUUUACUGAAGAGACGGACGGAUGGAUGGAGCAGAGGAUUAUGGGAUUGUGGGAGUGUGGAGACGGGGAUGGACCGAGCAGGAAUGAGAGAGAUGGAGGAACGGAGGACGACCACGAGAGACCAGAUCUGAGAGCCGUUCUGUCAGUGUGAUACGACGCUGGUGGAGAUCUAGACGUGUAACACUGUGAGGAACCCACACCACCAGGAGGAGAAUGUCCGGCUCAGCUGAACCUGAGAUGAGAGAGUGUGAUGAGGCCGGAGGGUCAGUAGAGGGCGACACUGACCUGCUGCUGGAGGAGGAUGAGGAGGAUGAGGAUGAAGAUGAGGAGACCGAGAGCAAUAAAGAGCUGUUGGAGAGAUUCAGAGAGCUGGAGGCGGAGAACGCUUCUUUAGCUCUGGCUAACGAGAGUCAGAGAGAAGCGUACGAGCGAUGUUUAGACGAGGUGGCGAAUCAUGUAGUCCAGGCACUGCUGAACCAGAAGGAUCUGAGGGAGGAGUGUAUAAAGCUGAAGAUGAGGGUGUUUGAACUCGAGAGACAGAACCGAACACUGACCGACAUCAUCACCCAAAAACUCCAGCUCUCCUCCACCCCCCUCCAACAGUUAUCAUCAGUUUGGUGCGUGGAUGAGAAAUCGGAUCCAUCGAUAACCGGCGGUGGAACACCUCACACCGGCGUCUCUCAGGAGGAGGGGAAGAAACGUGAAGAAAACCCUGAAAAUGCCACGAGAAGUUUGGCUCAAGCUUCCUCCUCCUCUUCCAUGGAUGCCAUGUCUCCGUUCCUCAGGAAGAAAGCUCACAUCCUGGAGGUUCUUCGUAAGCUAGAGGAAGAAGAUCCGCUGAAGUUUCAUCCGUCCCCUUGCUAUCAUCUCGCACCGUUGUUUUUCCCCGGAGAGAUGGUGGGCACGAGUUCAGGGCCACAUCAGCACCACUGCAGACACUCCAGUUCAGAUCCAGAGAUUCACGAGCGAGCUCGAGCUAACAGUGAGGGGGCGCAGCGGGAGGAGAACUCAUCCGCUGAAGGGUGUUCAGCUUGUUCUAUCCUGCAGCAAAAAUCAAGCUUAGACUUGCUCAGAUGUAACCAGGGAACUGGUGGGUCACCUCAGACUGGUACAGACGAUGGGUUUUGUCAGCAUAACAGUCGUCUCUUACAGACUAAGUCAGAAGAUCCAAAAACUGACAGCAAAGAAAAACAAUCAAACAAAACAUCGUCUAAAAAGACAAAAGAUUCCAGCCAGUGGCAUCAAGAUAGAAGAAAAUCUGAGACUCUUCCAACAGGAACAGGAGGCAAAGCUGGUAACCUUGAAGUUGUCACCCAUUCUGUGAGAAAGAAAGAUGGUCAUUUAGGUCAGGUCUGCAAAGGAGACUCUUCAUCCUACAGGGAGAAUUCCAUCUCCAAGAAAGUUGCCUUGGCUGGAUCAUAUUCUUCAGCCUCAUUGCCAGAGCGAAGUACAUCAGCAUUCGCUAAUAAUCAGGGUGCAGCGAAAGGAAAGUCCACGCAAGGUCCAUGCUCAAAUAUCAAACCCCAACCUUCAGCAUCUAAACUGCUUAAAUUGCUCAAGGAACCUUCUGAGAAUGUGCCCAAGCCUUCAAAAAUCCCAUGUAGAAACAACUAUGAACUGCAUCGUUUAUCCAUAACAUCACAGAAAAAUACUCCACAAUCGUCUGCGGUUAAAACAGAUACUUACCCAGGGACUCACUCCGCCCCCACCUCCCCUCCAAAUCCUGAAGAUACAUCUACAGGCUACAGCACCCAUUCUGCACCCAAACCAAGCAAGGCUUCUAAAACGGGUGCACAGGUACCUCACUAUGAAAACAUAGAUCUCUUACUUUCUAACAAGGUCCAGGAUGACACUGCUAGCUCUGAUAAGUCAAAGUCAAGUCUAAAAAGUGGAAGUACCCCUUCCUCAGAAUCAUCGACUAGCACGAGUGACUCCUCCUCCUCCUCGUCAGAUCAGGACUCGGACACAGAAAGUCCUGUUUUGCAAAGACCCCAGCAUCACUUCAGCCUUCCAACAUCAUCUUCAGCUGCGAUUAGGUCACAGAGGAUCAGUUACCCCUGUACCCCAGACAGAUACCAUGAGAGACUUGCUCCAGAUUCAACUCAAAUGAUAUCUGGUACAUUUCAAGUCCUGAGUAAAGGAAGCACCAUCCAGGCCACCCUGCCCAGGAAAACAGACAUCUCAAGCAACGUGAGUGAUUUGAGCUAUCAUCCUUUUAAAGAUCGACUGGCGGCUCUUGGAAAGCUAAAGAAGGCUGAGGAUUUGCAGCAAGCAGUCAGCAAAGCAUCUGCUUCUAGUGGGAACAAAACUGUAGACCGACAAACCGAAAGGAAACUCUACCUGAGAAACACUACUGGGAAUUACGCCAAGGGCCCAGUUUCAUCGUCAACUACAGAGAAAAGAUAUAUCACAAAAACAUAUGGCCAGAAGAUUAAAAUGGGAACCUUGUUUGAAGCCCCUGUAGUGAUGAGAAACAACGCAAAGUAUCCCAAUCCUAACACCAAAACAGUACCAAGUCCCCAUUGUAGCUCUACUAGAGUACAAUCCAAGUCUCCAUCCAAGGCUGGGAGCACAUCUUCUUAUCCUCGAGGGACAAAACCAGUUCAGAAUGAUCGAACGAACCUUCAAAAGCAUCAGUCAUGCACCGACACCAAACCAAAACCUGGGUCUGGAAAGAAAAAGACUUCUUCUCAUGUUGAUACGUUUCCACCUCCUCUUUCAUCAAGAUCUGGACUUGCAUCAGCUAACCGCGGUCAGGAGAAAAGAACCUCAACCUCACAGUCCAUUGAGCAGAGGGUCAUGCGAGGGAUUGAGGAGAAUGUUCUUAAAGACAAAGGCCAAGAGGCGAAACAGAAAGCAUCCAGUGGCAUCGCAAGUUGGUUCGGCUUAAAGAAAAGCAAACUUCCCGCACUUAAUCGCAAACCCGGAAAACUCACAUCCUCGCCCUCUUACUCAGGAACCAAGGACACCUCGGGGGCCAAGGCAGCACCCAAGAUGGUGGUGGAAAGCUUAAAUAUCUCUAAGCUCAUGGAGAAAGCAGAGGAUCUUAGAAAGGCUCUUGAGGAUGAAAAAGUCUACGUGAGAGGGGUUGGGAUUCCUCUGGAUCGUCCUGCUAGAGGGCGCUCCUGUGAAGUCAUGAUGGACACGACACAAGGUCAUUUAUCAUUAAUGUACACCGGACUGACCAGCGACAGCUUCAUGCAGCAGCUGCUCACCAGCGUGGAUGAAAGUGGAUCUUCCAGUUAUGGCUUCACACACCGACGUCUUUCCUUCGACUCCAAAAAAUCGAAUCCUGUCUUCGGACACCAGAAACACGGUGUCCGCCAAACCAGGAGCGGAGAGGAGAUGGGCAAAUGUGCAGAAAUCAUGGGAGACGACAUCACAUCUAACGACAGCCUGGCCAAAUCCAUCAGCUCCCAGCAUUUCAAAGGUUCACGUUUAUCCAUGCGUACUCUGGAUAGCGGGAUUGGAACCUUCCCUCUGCCCGAAUGCACCGCUGCUGCCAAAUUUAACACCAAACUUCAGAGUUCCACCGUUUCUCAACCAUCAGCGCUGAAGGUUCCACGUAAAAGCAGAACUCUGGAGAGAGAGCUGGCGUCUGUGGAUGAGCUGCACACUUCUGCACUCCACACCUCCUCCCCAAUCGUGGCAAAGGGUACAGGGGUGCACCUCUCAGGCACCACGAAGAAAGACAUUGACGUCUAUGGAGCUCAUUUGCAAGCCCCACCUACCACAAACUGGAAAAAAGGAUCGGAACCCAAGACUGAACCGGUGACCCAAGAAAACCCGUCUAAACAGAGUUUGGACAGAGUUCCCCAGGUUCCUCGUGAUGCUCAAGCCAGAAGUGUCCCACUGUCAGGGAGCAGAAAGGUCCGACGUCGGAACCGCGGUGGUGGGGAAGCUCUGAAAGACGGAGGACUGGAUCUGAUAAAGGAACAAAACGACGAACUCUUAUCCCCAAAUCGUCCCCAUCCCACCGAAACCCCCGAAUCCCUGAGUGAUUCUCUCUACGAUUCACUGUCCUCAUGUGGAAGCCAAGGAUGAAAAGGACGUCUGAUUAUUCACAGUGUUAAUCUUGAUGCUUCAUGUUGCUGAUCAGACUGCACGAUUUAUCAGCAUCAAUCACUCAAAAAAACUCUGAUUUUCUCUGUAAUCUUCCAUGUAAUCACAUUCUGAUUUUGAUGUCAUCAGGCACGUGUGAACAGAAAAAAUAAACGAGAACAAAUCACGGAGUGAAACCA
This is a messenger RNA of Trichomycterus rosablanca, 4252 nucleotides long. Its product is annotated as nck-associated protein 5-like. Bases 225 to 4055 code for a protein of 1276 amino acids. The transcript has 13 exons. NCBI's taxonomy places the organism in Eukaryota, Metazoa, Chordata, Actinopteri, Siluriformes, Trichomycteridae. The record is from RefSeq and is a predicted model, not a curated record. Gene Ontology annotation, cellular component: microtubule plus-end. Gene Ontology annotation, biological process: microtubule bundle formation; microtubule depolymerization.